This is a messenger RNA of Staurois parvus, 588 nucleotides long. The record is from the annotation of a GenBank genome assembly. Lineage: Eukaryota; Metazoa; Chordata; Amphibia; Anura; Ranidae.
UCUGUAAUGUACCUGUCGCUAGAAAAUAAUUCGAUUUCCAAAAUUCCAGAUGAUUAUUUUACAAGGCUUCAAAAUCUAAUUGCAAUUAGAAUGUCACAGAACAAGCUUGAGGAGGUUGCUAUGAACACGUUUAACCUUCCACACCUCAUGGAGCUGAACCUGGGUCACAACAAACUAAAACAUGUGUUUUACAUUCCUCGAUCACUUGAGCACCUAUAUUUGCAUGACAACGAAUUUGAAACUAUAAACAUAACAUUGAUGUGCCCAGUAAUGGAUAGAAUGCACCGACUGACCUACCUUCGUGUGGAUCAAAACAAACUAAGACGUCCUUUAAGCACUUUAGUGUUUCUUUGUUUUCCCCAUAUAUACAGUAUUUACUAUGGUGAGCAGAAGCAAAUUGCUGGGGAAAAGAAUAUGCCACUCAUUCCUCAGUUCCCAUUGCCUGAAGAGGACAGGGAUGAUGAUGAUGAUGAUGAUGAUGAUGAAGAUUUUCCUCAAUAUCACAGAGAGGAGCAUGAACCAAUAGCAGGAGAACAUGCUGGGGAUGCAGAGGAAGAUAAUUACUUUGAUGAUGAGUAUUCAUAUUAG